CAGCCGUCGCCCGGCGUGCGUGCAACGUGCCCGCAGCCGCCAGGAGCGCAUCCAGAGAGAGGCCCGGCCCCGUCGAUAGUCGAGUGCGCGCACACACGCCAUCACACCGCUAAACACGCUAAAUUCGGGAGUUUUACAAAUAUUACAAUUGCAAGCGUGCUGGGGAUGACGUCGCCGCGACACCAUUAUUAAGUUUUUAUUAUUUUAAUACGAUUUACACAUCUUGCACUCGGCUGGCGGAGUUGUGUUUCGGGGUGGUUGGAAUAAAAUUGUGUGUGAGUGCGGCACAUUUUUGGGAUUGAUUGCAUCGCGUGCGUGAGAUGUGUUUGGCGCGCCCGCCGGUGAUCAUCCACAGCGAGAGCAGUUGCAGUCGCAGACACAUCGCUGAUUUGAUCGAUAGCGAGCGGACGAGCUAACAGAAGAAGCCGCAAGACUUGCCGCCGCCGCCGCCACCAUUCAGGGAAUGUUUUUAGAUUUAAUAAUUGUUGUAAAAUCAAUUUGAAAGUUGUUGAUUUGACUAGACUUCGCACACCUUCAUCACCCAAACAAAAAAAAGCAUCGAAAAGGAUGAAGAACAUGUCACGCAAAACAUACGCUUCCAGUUUCCACAUUUAAAACAAGAAAUAAAAAAAAAACCAAACGCGUUUUAAUGAAAAUUUAAAGUAGACAACUUAAUAAUACUAGCUUCCACGACGAGAGCACAAAAUUUAAUCCAUUUUACAUAAUAUAUAAAUAAUAAUAAUUAAGAAACCAAGUAGCGUUUUCGCAAAUAACAAAACAGAAUAGCUAUUUUUCUAUUUAUACUAGUUUAGACGUGAACUAGCGCGGAUUUUAAACAAAUGGUCGGCACGAUAGGCACACAAACAUCAGCCGGAAGCAAGAUGGCCGCCAUGGAUAUGCAAAACGCGCUGCCGUCGAUCUGUCCGAAUGGUAUUAACAUCCCGGAUGGAAAUGGUGUACAGGCAUGCUGUGUGGCUGAUUUCUAUAUUGGAAAGACAGUCUUCAUCACGGGCGGGACCGGAUUCAUGGGCAAGGUGCUCGUGGAGAAACUCCUGCGGGCCUGUCCGGGCGUACACAAGAUUUAUUUACUGAUACGGCCCAAACGCGGACAGAAUGCGCACGAUCGCCUCCAACAAUUGUUGUGUUCACCUUUGUUUGAUCAUGUACGCAAAGAAAGGCCGAACGAUCUAGGGAAAAUCUUACCCAUUGAAGGAGAUAUCACACAACCAUCGCUGGCGAUAAGUGCAAAAGAUCGUGAAAUGUUGUAUGACACCGUGAAUCUGGUCUUUCACAGCGCAGCGACUGUUAAAUUCGAUGAAAAGCUAAAACUGUCGGUUACCAUUAACAUGUUGGGUACCCAGAGAUUAGUAGAGCUCUGUAAAAGGAUGACUCAUCUCAAAGCAUUGGUGCAUGUUUCCACAGCGUAUUGCAACUGUGACCGUAAAGACAUUGACGAAGUCAUCUACCCACCACCAAUUGAUCCCGAAAAGAUCUCCUCACUCGUGGAUGUCCUGGAUGAAUCCUUAGUGGAUUCCAUCACGCCGCAGUUGAUUGGCAAUCGUCCGAAUACGUACACAUUCACCAAGGCGCUCGCUGAAAACUGGCUGAAGCAACACAAAGGCGACCUGCCGUUGGUCAUCGUACGACCAUCAAUUGUGCUAUCCAGUUAUUCGGAACCAGUGAAGGGCUGGGUGGACAACUGGAAUGGUCCGACUGGUAUCAUCGCCGCGACAGGGAAGGGCGUCUUUCGAUCGAUGUAUUGCAAGAUCGACAAGGCCGCCGAUUUCAUUCCCGUGGACAUGGUGAUUAAUCUUAUGCUUGUGUCCGCGUGGAAAGUGGCGGCGAAUCCUGCCCCGGGCAGCGGGGAUAUACCGGUGUAUAAUUGUGUGUCUGGAUUGAAGCGCGCCAUCACAUGGAAGAACUUUGUCGAUCUGUGUUUCGUCUAUUUGCGGAAGUAUCCCUUCUCGGAGGUGACGUGGUACCCCGGUGGGAGUGUUACUUCGUCCAGAGUGCAUAAUACUUUGUGUAGAUACUUUUUGCACUAUAUGCCGGCGUAUGUAUUGGAUGGUCUGUGUUGGAUAACGGGAAAAAAACGAAUUAUGGUUCAUGUGCAAUCUAAACUAACGAAAGCAGCGGCUUGCCUGGAGUACUUUACGACUCAGGAGUGGAAUUUCGACGACACCAAUGUGCGCCUCUUGAAUCAGUCGCUGAGCGAAAGCGAUCGGCGUGACUUUUGUUUUGAUGCAUCACUGGUCAACUGGCACGAGUUUAUCGAGAGUUAUGUCCUUGGCAUUCGAAGAUUUAUCUUUAAAGAAGAACUAACGACGAUUGAUAAAGCGCGUCGAAAUUUGCGUGCGUUAUACUGGCAGCAUCGUCUCGUACAACUAAUCGCAGUGAUGUCCUUGUGGCAUUUCCUUGCGCUGCGACACGCACCUCUUCGGCAAUUCUGGAGUCGAGCGCUGCGUGUAAUGGUACACAUUGUCCGCAUGCUGCCGUUUUAGGACACAAACCACGAUCCCAAUCAUGGCCACUCUGGAAGAAACUCUCAAUGGGAUUUAAACGAGUCGAAAGUCAAGAUGGCGGUGUUGAUAUUGCUUAAAUUAACAAGACAUCCACCUACCAAUGGUGGUGAUGCUUGUAUCGUUUGCGUCGUUGUUUGUAAGGGAAAAGUUAUAAAAAGACAUAAAAAAUCUGAGACACACAAGCAAAUUAGCAUGCUUUCUGAGUGUUUUUCGAACGCCGCUUGUUUUUACCUCGUUGAAUACUAUGUAAUUGAAAUAAUUUCCAAAAUGCGAAUUCAUUCCAUCUCGAAAUUAGCAGUAGACGGAUCUGGAUCCGUCGCGGAGCGCGAAACGCAGCCAGAGCCUUAGACAAUUUUUGUAUAAAAUGAAAACUAUGAAAUGAAAUGAAAAGCAAAUUGCAAUCGACACACACACACAUGUUGGAGACAUCAAUGCAAUGAUGCGUUUGUCGUUUAUUAUUGCUAGUAUUAGUUAAUUUUAUACUGGGUAUUAUAUUAAUUGCGCAUCGUCUACGUUUGUGUAAUACGCUUUUGAAAUCGUUUAUCACUUGUUAGGAAUGGAGAUUCGUGUCAGUUUCACACUCACAAUGUUGCCGAAUCUCCUUUGAUUUUGUUUACCUUUGAUUCUUCAAUACUUUCUUAUUGUUUGUAUACAGAAAACAUGAUGGAUUCUUUUAUUGCGAGUGCGCUGCUUAUUUUAUUUCGUACGUUACGUUUAUUUAUCGAUGACGAACGCUAGUCGUAUUUAACUAAUUAAUUAAUUAACUAAUUAAACUAAAUAAAUCUUAAAAACUAUGGUAAAGCGAGUGGAGUGCAGGGAGAUGAACAAAACAUUGAUGAUUAUGAUGAUGAUGAUGAUGAUGAUGGAUUUAAACCAAGCUCAAAUUAACGAUGACGAAGAACAUGAUUAGUCUUUCGUAAGUUUUAUUUAUAAUUAUUGAUCAUUAAGUAAACGAGGAGCGCCGAUGCGCGAUGGAGCGGAGUGCGGAGGGUGAAUAUGAUAAAUCGCUAGCGGUAUGUUUGUAAAUGUACUAUGUACUAUAACUAUGAUGAUAUAAAUAUAAAUACAUAUAAUGUAAUAUA
Molecule: messenger RNA, 3604 nt
Organism: Dalotia coriaria
Lineage: Eukaryota; Metazoa; Arthropoda; Insecta; Coleoptera; Staphylinidae
Product: putative fatty acyl-CoA reductase CG5065
Exons: 6
Coding region: 840-2501 (553 amino acids)
Biological process (GO): long-chain fatty-acyl-CoA metabolic process
Cellular component (GO): peroxisome
Molecular function (GO): alcohol-forming very long-chain fatty acyl-CoA reductase (NADP+) activity
Source: RefSeq, a predicted model, not a curated record